CAGCCUCCGGAGUCAGAUUCGAGUCAUAAACUUUACGCACAGGUUCCCUUUAGAGACACAGCAGCCCAGAAGGACCAGAAAGGCAAGGCUUAACGACGAAAACAUCUUCUCAUCCAAGAGAAAUUCUGGCUUGAAGAGACGUUUGAAAACCUUUUUUGUGGUUUUUCAGCAAAAUGCAAAUAAGAUUCUGUUUACUUUUUUUAAUAAUGUCUUUGGACAUCACUCUGAGCCAGAGAGACUGCACAGGUGUAACCUGCCCUGUCCUGCAGAAUUGCAUCGAAUCAGUUUUAGAGAAUGGCGCCUGUUGCCCAAAAUGUAUACAAAAGGGUUGCACGUGUGAGGGGUACUCGUUCUACGAUUGUGGGCUACAAGGCUUCAAGCAUGGUAAAGUGCCAGAGGGAGAAUCCUACUUUGUGGAUUCUGGAAGCACUAAAUGCUCUUGUCCCCAGGGAGGAGGCAACAUAACCUGCCUUUAUAUGUUUUGCCCCGACAUACCCCCGAAUUGUAUUGAAGUUUUACAACCUGAAGAUGGAUGUAAACAAUGUGGGCGUGUUGGCUGUGUCCAUGGCGCCAAGAAGUACGAGGCAGGGCACUCCUUUCAGUUAGACCAAUGCCAGGUUUGCCAUUGUCCAAAUGAAGGGGGCAGGUCAGUGUGCUCCCUGAUCCCUGGCUGUGACCUCCGCACUGUUAAUAACCCCACAUGGGCAACAACCACUGAAAAUAACAGCCCUGUGAGAGACAUUAACAGAGGACGUGACCCUCGACUGACAAGCCUUCUUGAACCGUUUUCCAAGUUUGCAAUGGCAAACUCUCUCCCACUUUAUAAGGAGGACCCACCCAGUUUUGGCUCAGAUUAUGACGACAUGCUGCCAGAACCAACAACUUCCACUUUUCAAAAUCUGGCUCAGUCACAGGAUGCUUCUACAGUUCCUUUAACUUACCCCGAGUCCAGCUCCUCAAUCUUCACAUCUCACGACGGCAAAGCAAAUGAGCUGAAGGAAACUGAGAAACCUCGAAGCACAGAAAGGACCAGAGAGAAUGACCAGACCCAAGGCUUGGAUUCAACCACGACUGGAGCUGAAAGCAGUUACUCACCAUCAACAGCAAGCACAGACACAGUCGCAGAAUUUACAGACAACCAGAAUUUAAAGCAGGGAACCGAUAAAAGGCCCCUGAGACAUAAUAUGCACAGAGAUACAGGUCAUCAGAAACACAGGCAGCGAGGCCACACCAGGCAUCUUAGUGAAACCUAUUAUGCCAGCCGCACUGAACAAGAGACAGCAUCAAUGCAGCACAAGCUUAGCAAACAAGAACAUGGUUCCUACCCCACAGUCCUGUUUAGUCCCACCAGCAGAGCUCCAGUCAGGAUGAGAGAGGAGCCUCAAAGACAACCUCAAACCCUCGACAACUACGGCUCACUGGAUGAGGAGGAAGACGCAACAGCAUCUGUCAAAGACCUGGUGAGGAGCUGCUGUGAGGCUGGGGAGAAAUGGGCUUCAACUAAUCACCACUGCAGCAACAUGAAGCCACCCACGUAUGACAGGCGUGCCAUUUGUCGAACCGCCCAACAACAGUGCUGCCUCGGCUCUCUGAAAGAACGCCAGUGCUUGGCGGGAAUUGAAGCAGCCAGAGCAGGAAAUUUCUGUGGAGAGGAUGCCAGCAGUAAAUGUGGGACAGAUUCCUACAAGCAGGAGUGCUGCAGUUGCUGCUCCCUUGGGCUGCAUUUCCAAAGAGCCGGCCAUGACUGUGAAGCCCACCACUACCUGGGUUUCCACUGCCAACACGUCUUUCUAAACUGCUGUGGACAAGCUGAGGGGAGGCAAACAGUUAGAGACAGGCCUGCUGAGGACCAGACUCUGCAUCCAGUAAAAGUAUCAGACAGCCCAUAUCCUAAAGAGGCCUUCUCCAUUGGUGAGGAGCACGAUGGUGAGAAUACUGUCGAGGGACCUGUUCAGGACAUGGAUAAGUGCCUGAUGUAUGAGAACAUCUGCCAGCACAGAUGCAUCAACACGCCCGACUCUUUCCGCUGUGAGUGCCGCCCCGGCUACGUGCUGCAGGAGGACGGUACCACUUGUGAGCGAGAGACCAACGAUGAGGAGAACAGACUGAAGGAGUUUGAUCGAGCAGGAGUGGAAACCCCCUCUCCACUUCCUCCUCCAACCCAGCCUUCUGUCCCACUCAACCCCUGUGAAGGAAGCAACAUCUGUGAGCAACAGUGCACCCCAGUGGGGGGAAGGCCCCAGUGCUCCUGUUUCUCAGGAUUCUCCCUCAGAGCAGAUGGACGUUCAUGCGAAGAUAUAGACGAGUGUUUGUCUGCACAUGCCUGCCAGUCUAACCAGCGCUGCGUGAACACGAGGGGGAGUUACAGCUGUCAGAGACUGAUCACCUGCCCGCCUGGAUACCGCAUCAACAAUGACGUUUGUGAAGAUAUUGAUGAGUGCAUGAUGGGAAGCCACAACUGUGGAGCUGGGCUUGUCUGCAUGAAUACAGAAGGUUCAUUCAGGUGCAACUCCAAACCUCUCUGCCCUGCUGGCUUUAAGCAGGACACUGUGGGAAACUGCAUAGAUAUAGAUGAGUGCGCUACUUUGACCCAGGCCUGCAGUUCAGGAUUUACCUGUGUCAACACAGCAGGGUCCUUCAUCUGCAACAGGAAGAUAAUAUGUAGCCAUGGCUAUCAUGCCAGCCCUGAUGGAUCCAGAUGUGUUGAUGUAAAUGAAUGUGAGAGUGGCCUUCAUCGCUGUGGAGAGGGACAGCUGUGCCACAAUAUGCCGGGCUCUUACCGAUGCGAGUGCCAGACUGGGUACCAAUAUGAUUCAUUCAGGAGGAUGUGUGUAGAUGUGAACGAGUGUUGGCGCUACCCUGGCCGUCUUUGUGCCCAGACCUGUGAGAACACCCCAGGCUCCUAUGAAUGCUUGUGCACUUCUGGUUUCCGCUUAUCUGCUGAUGGCAAGAACUGUGAAGAUGUGAAUGAGUGUCUGGCUAGCCCGUGCAAUCAGGAGUGUGCCAACAUCUAUGGUUCAUACCAGUGCUACUGCAGAAAGGGGUUCUACCUCAGGGAGGAUGGGCACACUUGUGAAGACAUUGAUGAAUGCUCCCAGGGAAUUGGCCACCUGUGUUCCUACAGGUGUGUGAAUGCACCAGGCAGUUACCACUGUGCUUGUCCUGAAUAUGGAUACACCAUGUCUCCAAAUGGACGAUCUUGCAGAGAUAUUGAUGAAUGCAGCACUGGGACCCAUAACUGCUCUCUGGCUGAGAAGUGCUACAACAUCCAAGGAGGAUACCGCUGCCUUUCUUUGAGCUGUCCUCCAAACUACCGCAAAGUGACAGACACGCGCUGUGAGCGGAUCAGCUGUUCCAACCACCUGGAAUGUCAGAACUCUCCUCUGAGAAUCACCUACUACUACCUCAGCUUCCCAUCCAACAUCGUCAUCCCCGCUCAGAUCUUCCGCAUCGGUCCCGCUUCUGCGUACUCUGGUGACAAUGUUAUUGUGACUGUCACACAGGGGAACGAGGGAAACUUCUUCAGCACCAGGAAACUGAAUGCCUACACAGGUGCUGUGUUCUUACAGCGACAGGUGCAGGGCCCAAGGGAUUUUCUAAUCACCGUGGAGAUGAAACUUUGGAGGCAGGGGAAAUUUACCACCUUCCAAGCCAAGAUCUAUGUUUUCAUCACGGGAAAUUUACUGUAAUCGCUGCUAUUACUGGGAUCAGAAUGGAACCUAAUACAGUGUAUUAUUCAGGUCUUUGUUGAGAAGAGUUUGACCUGAUUGGAAAUGUUGCAAGAAAAAUAGAAUUUUUAAAAGAUUAUAUAUCCUGUUUUUGUUAUCUAAUCAUUCCUCUGAGAUUUUUUUUUGUAUUCUGUCAGAUGACAUACAUAUAUGUAUCUGAUCAUAUAUAUAUAUA
Cyprinodon tularosa is the source of this 3903-nucleotide messenger RNA. RefSeq names its product fibulin 2 (gene fbln2). The transcript is spliced from 17 exons. Gene Ontology annotation, molecular function: calcium ion binding. Gene Ontology annotation, cellular component: extracellular region. Lineage: Eukaryota; Metazoa; Chordata; Actinopteri; Cyprinodontiformes; Cyprinodontidae. The record is from RefSeq and is a predicted model, not a curated record. Bases 174 to 3689 code for a protein of 1171 amino acids.